Rotaria sp. Silwood2 is the source of this 513-nucleotide messenger RNA. Lineage: Eukaryota; Metazoa; Rotifera; Eurotatoria; Philodinida; Philodinidae. The record is from the annotation of a GenBank genome assembly.
AUGAGAAAUUCCUCAAAAUUUAUACCGAUAAGACCUUACAAAUCCCUUAAUAUUGAUGAGACAACAACAUCUACCGAAUUGGAUAAAUUAAUCAUUGAAAUUAAAGAAAUAAACACAUCUACAAUAAUUCUCUAUGAUGCAUGGUCAUCCAGUGAACAUAUACUUCAAACAGAGCUCAUAAAACAAUCAUUUUCAAUCAAAACUAUAAUUCAAUCGUCUCUUGAAUGUUAUGUUAUACAUCCAAAAAUCAAAGAAUUACUGGUAAUUAUCUUUCAAUCAUCGGCUACAAUUCAAAUAUCGAAUAAGUCCAAUAAAGAUUUAUUAUACAAUCGAGUUUAUCAUGCCUCUACUAAUUGUGAUUUAAAGAAAACUCAUUUCAUUAAUAUACAAGAAUCUUACAAAACUUGCUAUAAUACAACAUUUAGCCAUAAUGAGAAUUGUGCUCAGACCUUUGAUUUUGAUGAUAUGGAUGGCCCAUUAUGCACAUGUUCACAUCGACCACUAAAACGUUGA